Molecule: messenger RNA, 179 nt
Organism: Acaulospora morrowiae
Lineage: Eukaryota; Fungi; Glomeromycota; Glomeromycetes; Diversisporales; Acaulosporaceae
Source: the annotation of a GenBank genome assembly
AUGAGGAAGAAAAGGAGUUGGUUAAGCAAGCCUUGGAAAAUUUUGGACUUGUUAUACUUAAAGUGUAUUUUGUAGAUAGAUUUGAAUUGCACUGUGAGAAUCAUAAGAGGACCACGUGGCAAUUGAAAAAGAGUGACAUUGGUAAUGACGGCGAAGAGGAAGAAUGGGUCGAACGAAGC